This is a messenger RNA of Drosophila serrata, 1375 nucleotides long. RefSeq names its product solute carrier family 25 member 35. Lineage: Eukaryota; Metazoa; Arthropoda; Insecta; Diptera; Drosophilidae. The record is from RefSeq and is a predicted model, not a curated record.
CUGAAACUAAAGCUGCAUUAUUCCGCAUAAUAACGUUUUAUUAUAUUUAUUUAACGGGUAGGGGGCACGCCGUGCUUGCUAAUUUAAGCAGGAAAUUAUGAAAUACUCGAGAGCAGCACAGCGCGCGGCUUCUUAGAGGCCACAGAGUCCCGCGGCAGGCGGCAAACAGUUUCUAGUCAAUAUCAGUCCGCUCCUCGGAGAAGCAACUCGUGAUUACAUCGCACCUACAUAUGGCCACCUCGGAUUUCGUGCUGGGAGGCCUGGCCUCCGUCGGCGCCACCUUCUUUACAAACCCCAUCGAGGUGGUCAAGACGCGGAUCCAGCUGCAGGGCGAGUUGGCGGCCAGGGGAACAUAUGUGGAGCCGUACAAGGGUAUAGCCAAUGCCUUCUACACGGUGGCCAAAAACGACGGACUGCUGGGCUUGCAGAAGGGCCUUUCGCCCGCGUUGUACUUCCAAUUCAUCAUCAAUUCCUUCCGUCUCAGCAUUUACUCGGAGGCCAUGGAGCGGGGUUGGAUGCACAACCAGCAGGGCGAGGUAUCCUAUGGCUUGGGACUGAUGUGGGGCGCCAUUGGCGGCGUUGUGGGCUCCUAUUGCUCUAGUCCCUUUUUCCUGAUCAAAACCCAAUUGCAGUCGCAGGCCGCCAAGCAAAUCGCUGUUGGCUUUCAGCACUCUCACACUUCCAUGAGCGACGCCCUCAAGCAGAUUUACAAUAAAAAUGGCAUUGCUGGACUCUGGCGCGGAUCGGUGGCUGCUUUACCCAGGGCUGCCCUUGGAUCGGGUGCCCAGAUAGCCACAUUUGGAAAGACCAAAGCUAUGCUGGUGCACUACGAUCUGGUGACGCAGCCCACGUUGAACUCCUUUUCGGCGGGAUUAAUCGCUGGCUCUAUUAUGUCGGUGGCCAUAACGCCGCCAGAUGUGAUCACCACGAGAUUGUACAAUCAGGGCGUCGAUGCUGAGGGCCGUGGCCUGCUUUACCGGGGAUGGGUCGAUUGCUUUGUUAAGAUCCUGCGCUCCGAGGGAGUCUAUGGUAUGUACAAGGGCUUCUGGGCCAAUUACCUACGCAUUGCCCCCCACUCAACGUUGGUGUUGCUCUUCUUUGACGAGCUGAUUGCCCUACGAAACAAGUAUGGCCCCCAAUAGAGCUGCCGGAGACGUGUCUAGCUUUACUUUAAGUACAAAAGUUGUUUCACUUGUUUGUUUUGUUAGGAAGUAGCUUAGAAUUCCUAGAUCCAAUCUCUUAUGCUUAGCAUAUAGAUUACUAUAGCCCCCAAAACCAAAAUGUGCCUUCAGUAAGCUAAAAUUAACUUAAAUUCGGAGCUGUUCCUCCUAGCUAGUAACUGUGCAAUAAAACCCCGUUCAUUUGUUACUUUUUA